GAGUGGUGUGGUCGCCGCCUGUCUCAGCAGGAGGAAGUAGGAGUCGGGAGGAUACCGCGAAGCUGCGAGGAUGGCCGGGAGAGGGAGGGGCCUGGCUUCUGGGCGGUGCCAAGUCUGGGCGGGGGCGCGGUCACCGCUGAGGCUGCCAGCGCAGGCCAAGGCGGCCACGUCCUGCUCCCCCAGGGUGUAGGGGCCGCCCCGGGUUUGCUGUCCUCAGGACCUCCAGACAUGUCCGAGGUGAAGAACCGGAAGAAGUCGGGGCCCAAGGGGAACCCCGCAGAUCCCGGGAAGCGGAAUGAGGGCGGGAAGAGCCCCGCCGCCCGGGACGGUGGAGGCGGGGGCUGGGUGGACCCUCGGACCGGCGUGAGCCUGCUGUCGCUGGGGUUGUGCCUGGGCCUGGCCUGGUUUGUAUUUCAGCAAUCAGAAAAGUUUGCAAAGGUGGAAAAUCAAUACCAGUUACUGAAAAUAGAAACCAACGAAUUCCAAGGGCUUCAAAGUAAAAUCAGUUUAAUUUCAGAAAAGCUUGAGUCUACUGAAAGUAUCCUGCAGGAAGCUACAUCAUCUAUAUCUUUGGUGACCCAGUUUGAGCAGGAAGUAUCCAGCCUCCAGCGUAUCAUGCAUGACAUUCAAAAUAGUGAAGAGAUGCUCACACAAAAGAUGCAAAGCCUCAGUGAGAAAUUCCAAAAUGUUACACAUUUCUGGAAGAGAAGCCUGGAAGAAAUGAAUGCUAACACAGACAUUUUCAAGUCAGAAUCAAAGGAUAUACAUUCUCAAGUUACGGUCCAAAUUAACUCAGCUGAACAAGGAAUAAAAUUGCUCACUGAAAGGCUAAAAGAUUUGGAAGACAGCACGCAAAGAAAUAUUAGAACAGUGAAAAGACAAGAAGAAGAGGAUCUUAUGCGAGUCGAGGAGCAGCUGGACUCUGAUGCAAAAGCAGUUGAGAAGUUAGAAAAGGAACAGCAUGCUCUCUUUGCCAGAGAUGAAGACCUGACUAAUAAGCUUUCCAACUACGAGCCCAAAGUUGAAGAAUGCAAGACACAUUUGCCAACCAUUGAAAGUGCCGUUCGCUCUGUUCUCAGAGUCUCUCAGGACCUGAUAGGGACGGAAAAGAAAAUGGAAGACUUAACAGUUCAGAUGUUUAAUAUGGAAGAUGAUAUGCUGAAGGCAGUGUCUGAGAUCAUGGAGAUGCAGAAAACUCUUGAAGGACUUCAGUACGAUAAUAGCAUAUUAAAGAUGCAAAAUGAACUGGAUGUUCUGAAAGGAAAAGUUCAGGACUUUAUAGUAUAUUCAAGCACAAGAGAAAAGGGAACUUUAAAAGAACAUAAUCUAGAAACUUAAGAAAUUGAUAGUGAUUUAAAUGCACUACAUUUAUUCUGGUGAACCAUGUUAUUAUAGGCCAGUUGAUUAGUUCCAUGCUUUUGUGUUAUUUUGAUACAUCUCACUUACCCUGCGUUAUUGGAAAAGAAGUGAGAUGUCCACACAAAUGGAUUAUCCAGACAUCAAAGUUUAUCUCUUUAAGCAAUAGUACUUCAUUUUAACUCUUUGAAAUAGAAAUAUUUCUAAAAUAUAUAUCUCUACUUUUUAAAAAGCAAUAUACUUAGUAUUUUUAAGUGUUUUUUCUAAUGGUCACUAUUAUGAAUUUCACCUAUUGGAUCCAAAUAUAUUAAUGUCUGUAGGAGCUAAUGAGGAGUGUUUACCUCCUCACUAAAUGACCCCAGUUUGCUAUUUUUCAAACCUUAUGUCUACUUCUUAUACCUGUUCUGUCACCUAGAAAGGUGACCCACUGACCUGAUCUUACUGUCAGGGCAGUUGAUGAAGUACCAUUCUCUGCUAGGUCUUCAUUUCCUUUGUAACUUACCACGGGCUAAGAAUCCAGAGAACAGAGUUCAUAGGAAUUUUGUCGAAAGUAAAAAUUAGCAUGCCCCAGGGCAAGCCUGGGGUACUUUGCUCUGAAUUAAUAUGCACUUUUUAAAAACUAUGGAUCCUUGGAAACAUUUUUUUUACUUUUUGUGAAGGUUCUAAACUGUGCUU
Molossus molossus (Pallas's mastiff bat) is the source of this 2031-nucleotide messenger RNA. RefSeq names its product IKBKB interacting protein (gene IKBIP). The record is from RefSeq and is a predicted model, not a curated record. The transcript is spliced from 3 exons. NCBI's taxonomy places the organism in Eukaryota, Metazoa, Chordata, Mammalia, Chiroptera, Molossidae. The coding region runs from base 229 to 1338 and encodes 369 amino acids.